ACACCUCCAUGAUGCAAAUGUCACUGCGCAACCGAUUCAAAGCGAGGCCGAGAAACGGUUGAAGCUACGUGCGGGCCUGAAAAAAAAACAGGGCGGAUUCCCGUUUAUUCAUGAAACUACAAGCCAUACAGCCCCCCGUGUAGCCUCACAAAAGAGAGAGCAAGAAGCCGCCAUUCCCGGUGUUUAACCCUCAUCCGUGAUCUUCGAGAAAGUUCCCACUGACCGCAACACAGCGGCGGAAAAGAUGACGUCAAGUGGCCAUUGCCGUUGCUCUCCCGUUCCCCCCUAUGUCAGUCCACAUUCACACGUUAACGGCCCCCGACAGAGGUUAUACCCGCCGCUAGCUGACAGACAGACAACGUGAAAACCGCGGAGGACACUCUCGACACCGGCGGUGCGGGUUUACUCACGGGAGUCGUUAAAAACGAGCGUUAAAACCGUUUGACACAUACCCGAUCUCAAGUCUAUCCAGCAGACGGAGACCUUAUAAGCUCGGUGGGGCUCGGGCGGACACGUGAUCCCCCCCUCGACCAAUGGGAGCGCCGCUUGCAUGUUUUGCUGGGGUUUUGUCGGAGAGGACGGACGACGAACGGCUGGGAUGUUUUCAAAACCAGCGAUGAACGUCACACAGCCGUAGGCUACGGUUAACGUCCAAUAUUUAGGAAAUAACUAUUUAUAUUGCGCAACAUUCAACACCUAGCUGAACCUGAAUGAGUCGGUGGGAACGCGUAACCCGGUGCAAAGAUCCACCAUGUGCUUCUGAGAGACUGACGAUUCGAGAGCCCUGUGACCUUCCUGCAGGAGAAUACAGCAUGACAACGCAGAAAGAAAGGAGGAAGGAACAGCUUGGGUGCAUGAUGAACCUACUGUGCUGUAGCUGUCACAGCUAGUCAGGUGCCACACCAUGGCCAAACCUGGGAGCGACAGAGAUGGAGCCAUGGUGGAUAAGCAGGCGGGGAAGAAGAGCAAAGACAAGUUGUCCCCUUUCACCAAAACUCCGAAGCUGGACCGGAGUGAAUUGCUGGGGAAGGAAGGGAAAGCCAAGUCUUCCAUGAAGCGCAAGCUCUCCUUCACUACCAGUCCGCUCCGGACAGAGGAGCGAGACUCUGACACCGAUGACUCAGACCCAGGCCAGUCGAGUGAGACCUGGGGAGAGAGAUUAGUGCCUCCCUGCAGGAUAUACGCAGAUAAAGAUGGACCAGACAAGAAGAAGGUGAAAAAGGAGUCUGGGGGCAAGAAGUCCCAGGCCAACCUCUUGUUUGGGUAUCCUCUGUCAGAGCGCAAACAGAUGGCUCUCCUAAUGCAGAUGACUGCCAACAGUCCAGACUCUACCCCCAGUCACCCCUCACAAACGACCCCUGUGCAGAAGAAAGUCCCCAGCAGCGCCUCGUCUCGGCAGAAGGACAAGGUCAACAAGAGGAACGAACGAGGGGAGACUCCCCUUCACAUGGCUGCCAUCCGGGGAGACGCCAAGCAAGUUAAAGAGCUCAUUAGCCUGGGAGCUGAUGUCAACGUCAAAGACUUUGCAGGUUGGACUCCUCUUCAUGAAGCCUGUAAUCUCGGCUACUACGAUGUGGCCAAGGUCUUAAUAGCAGCAGGUGCAGAGGUGAACACGCAGGGUCUGGAUGACGACACGCCACUCCACGAUGCCUCAAGCAGCGGGCAUAAAGAUAUUGUGAAACUGCUACUACGCCACGGUGGAAACGCCUUCCAGGCUAACAAGCGCGGGGAGCGCCCCGUGGACGUGGCUGACUCUCAGGAGCUGGAACAGCUAUUAAAGGGAGAGGUGCCACUGUCGGACCCAGAUGAGACUUCUUCAGAGUCUGAAGACCCACCGUCUGUCAAUCCAUCCAGUGUGGAUGACAACAUGGAAGACUCUGAUACUGAAAAGGACUCAGAUGGCAAACCAGCCACAAAAGCGUCUUCUUCCGUGCCCGGGCUGGAUGAGUAUGAGUUCAAGGACGAGGAAGAGGAGGAGGAUCUCAGUAAAGCCCUGAACGACAGACACAUCCUCCGGAGGGAACUUCGCCAGCGGGAGAAGGAGGAAAAGGAAAGGAAUCAUGUGGCAGGAAAGCAGAGUGGCAAAGGGGAUUCCUCCUCCAAAUCCAAAAAGCAGAAGACUCCUCGUGUCCACUGCAGCUCUGAUACCUCCAGUGAUGAAAUGGAGAGCCUUCCAGAGAAAAGGAAUUCCCCUACCUGCUCUCAGAGCUCAGAGAGCGUCAAGGCCGACACAAGGUCUAAAAAGGAGAAUGCUGAGCAAAAGGACAAAGGCAAAGUCAAGAGGAAGAGCAAAAGCCAGAAUAAAAACAAGGAAAACCAAGAGGAUGGGAAAGAGAACAGCAAAACUUUGGUCCUCUCUCUCGCAACCGUGUCCGAGAGCACAGAAAAGGGUCGGGAGGAAGACUCCUUCAAGAUGUCUUUCAGUCCUAAAGAUGACUCAUCCGUCCACCUCUUCCAUUUGUCAUCCAUAAAAUCUCCGAAACUGAACCACAGCCUGACAGAUAAACAAACACCACUCAAACAGGAAAAUACUAAGAUGUGCAUUUCCAUCAGUGACAGCUCAUGUCCGGUGGACAGUGUCAAAUACAACCACUACACAGACGCAGAUUACUGCACUGAAGGCUCCAGUACCAAGGGGUGCAAGCACAAGGAGAAGAGCAAACAUCAACAGAAAGAUUCCAGUGUAGACGGGGACGACGGUCAUUCGAGUCCUUACAAAGAAGGCAGCAUAGGAAACAGCAUAGACAGCGCUGAAGGUGCCUUACGGAAGACCGACUUAGACGGCAAAGUAGUAAAGAAGCAUAAACUUAAACACAAGGAGAAAGACAAACACAGGAGGGAAUACGAGGCAGAGCGGAGCCGCCACAGGCAGAAGGAGGCCAGGAAAGACAGCCACAGGAAUUUGGAGUUUGACAGAGAGUUCUGGAAAGAGAAUUUUUUCAAAAGUGAUGAGACAGAUGAAUCUCUGCCAGUGAAAAAGGAAGGUGAAGACAAUAGCUCACUUCAGAAGACUUCUGAUUCCUCUCCUGUCAAAGAUGAGAGAAACGCAAAGGAGAAACACUCCAGCAGCAAGGAAAAGAGGCAGAGAGAGGAGCGAGAGAAAGACAAGGCUGUGAAAAAAGAGCGGAAGGAGGCUGCUGGUAAAGAAGAGAAGGUAAAGGAUUCAAAGCUCAGCGAGCGUGACGAGAGAGUGGACUGCCACGGCUCAGGGCGGAUUCCUGAGGAGACGCUGCAGAGCAACAGCAUGAAAGAAGAGACAGAGGAGAAACCCAUAAGUGGGAUCACAGCUGAUCAAGAACAGCUGGAGCCCUCUGAAAAAGGCUUGCGCGAGAAAACUGACAAGAAGCUCCCAGGAAAGGAGAAGGAUUCAGAAAAAAUGGAGAAAAGGCAUCCUGAAAAGGAAAAAAAGGUCAAAACGGAGCACUCCGACAAAGCUGAACCACAGAAUUCAGUGGAUCGUUGGAAGGAAAAAGAGAGAACGGGAGCAAUUUCUUCCCACUCGCCCGGAGAUAAAAACUACAAAGAGAAUGAAAAACUGAAAUCUCUAUCCACAACAAAAAAGCAUGAGGAGGGCAGAAAAAAUAAAGAUAAGUUUGACAAACGGUCUGAUAGGGAAAGGCAGGACAGAGAAUAUAGUGUUGGGGAUCACAGAGAAAAGGAACGCACAAACUCUGAAAAGAAAGGAAAACCUCUGGAGAAGACCACAGAUCAUGGUAAAUCUGAUCGUUCCAAAGAAAAGGACUGUGACAGGAAGAAGAGAGAUAAGAUAAAAGAUGGGACUUCCUCAAGCUCCAAUCUGAAGUUACUUUUAGAAGAGAAGAAGAGUUAUCUGUCCGAGAGCAGCAAGUCCUUAUCUACUAGAUCAAAGGAGGAAGUUGUGAGAACACCAGAGAAGGAUCGCGACCGGAGGGACCGGGACAGAGACUCGGAUAAACACAAGGAAAAGGAUAAGGACCGACACAAAGACCGCUCCCAGCAGGCCAAAAUCAGCAAGGCCAAACCCAACGAGACAGACGCGGACAAGGCCAAAUCAAAAGCCUCGCCAGCAACACGAGACACCAAGCCCAAAGAGAAGAGGCUCGUGAAUGAUGAUCUGAUGCAGACCAGCUUUGAGCGCAUGCUCAGCCUGAAGGACCAGGAGAUCGAGCAGUGGCAUCGCAAACACCUGGAGAAAAUCAAACAAAAAGAGCGGGAAAGGCUUAAACAGCGGCCUCUGGCUGAUCCGGGAAAGUCUAAGACCAAAGACAGAACGAAGACCGAACCUUGCUUGAGUAAAGAGCUGAUGCGCUCAAAAAGCUCUGAAGCCUCCGAUGUCCACAGCAGAGAUAAACCCCUGAAGGACGGCACCAGCUCUAGGACGAUGUCACUCGAUGGGAAGAGUCUGCCCUCUAUCGGCGCAAAGGUCAUGUCAGCUGUAGAAAACUGUCUGACCAGAUCACCCAGACCAGAGAGCGAACGCUGCCUCAUGUCCAGGUCUGUGUCCUUGGUUUCCGUCGCCAGCUCAGAGGAUUCAUGUCAGGCGACGACAUUGACACCCAGACACGUUGAAUACGACUCCGACAUGAACCUGGAAGCCUCCGACUCUCAACCCGCAUUCCUCCAGUCUUCCCUCGUCAUUCAAGCCACCAGAUCGCCGUCUGUCCACGAUAAGGAUUGCAACAGUCUUCCAGAUGUGCCGCAAAGUAAUCGGACGCUGCUGUCCGGCAGACAUGAAUCACCGUACCUCAGAGCUAUUCUCGAUGAAGAUGCCAACUCGUCGACCGAAAGCAAAGCUGUUGAAAAUCUGCCAAAACCCAGCCAGCCGACUGAGGAGGCGAGAACGAGAGAGACCUCGGCAGAAAUUGAGGAGAGUCUCAACAGUCAACAAUGUCCGAUUUCAGCCGCUGAUUCUGUCACGGAAAGAGAAGUGAGCACUACUGGUGGUUUAACACCUCAAAUGUCAAGCAAAGACCCCGAGACUAAAAACCUGACACUUCCAGAGUGUAGUGGCUCUCAAACGGGGUCAACAGAGCAGAAAACUGUUUCCUCCCCCGAUGCCCCUGUUGCGAAGGACGUCCAGAGUCUGACGGAGAUUUCACAGGCAGAUUGUGUAAACAAAGACUCUGAUCAGCCAUCGAUACCUACAACUUGUGUACCUGCUGAGCCGACGGCACUCACAAACACAAAAACCCUCCAGCAAAGGGAACCGCUCACUGUUUCUGAUACGGAGACUCUGCAGCAGACAGAAUCAGUUACCACACAUGUUCCUGACCUUAAAGACAAACCUCUGGAGAGUGCCGAUGGAGCAGAACAAGAGAAUAUGGAAACCGUUUCAGAAAGCUUCAGAACGGAGGCUGUAGGAAGUCCUGUACCGUCCACCAGUUCGCACAUUCCCAGCUGCACUUCAGGAGAAUCCUUGCCGGGCUUUAGCAAAACAAGCUCCGAGUCUGAAUGUUCGCAAGAGGACAUGGAUGUAAACAACCAAGACUGCAAGAAAUCAAGACCUUACAGCGACACUACAGGUUCAUGUCUCGAUGCUCAGAUGGAGAAGAAGGACAGUCUGCCCCCGGCGUCAUCCUCUAGUGCGAGCCCUGAACACAAGGCUGAAGAGAUGAUGGACGUCUCACAGAGUUCAGAGAACAGCGGCGCUGCUGUUCCUGCCACAACUGAGAGUUCGUCAGCAGAGGGCAGCAUGGCUACCGAGAGCUCUUCUGAGUCCAAAGCAGAGGCCGGCUCAGAGUCGAUGGAGGUGACCCCUGCCGACGAGAAACCAGAGUCGUCUUCGUCUGGAGAAGAGCACAGUCAAAGCACCAUCCAGUCGGGGUCUCAGACAGACUUCAGCACCAGCACCUCAGGGAGCUCCUCUCCUCAAUCUGGAGACCGGGAUUCAGAUUCUUCGGGGGCGAAGGUCAAGGUUCGCUCUGCGGAUGAGGACGUGGACGUCCACGUGCCGCAUCCACGCAAGAGAAAGAUGCCUAAAGUGUCGUCCUUGCAGUCCUGCUCCACGACUCAGCAGGACAGGGAGAGAGGUCAGCAGUCUCUGGCUGCUAUUGUGGACUCUGUGAAGCUGGAGGAGAUCCAGCCCUACCAGACGGAGAGGGCCAACCCUUACUACGAGUUCCUGCACAUCCGGAAGAAGAUCGAGGAGAAGCGCAAAGUGUUGUGCAGCGUCACCCCUCAACCGCCGCAGUAUUAUGACGAAUAUGUGACCUUCAACGGAUCCUACCUCUUAGAUGGGAACCCGCUCAGCAAGCUCUGCAUACCAACAAUAACUCCACCUCCGUCACUACCCGAGCAGCUGAAAGAGAUGUUCAAACAACAAGAGGUCGUCCGUAUGAAACUACGGCUACAGCACAGCAUUGAAAGGGAAAAGCUGAUUGUUUCAAAUGAACAGGAAGUCCUAAGAGUCCAUUACCGGGCAGCAAGGACACUGGCCAAUCAGACUCUGCCUUUCAGUGCCUGCACAGUUCUAUUGGAUGCUGAAGUCUACAACAUGCCUCAAGACGCGCAGGUAAGCGCCGCGGAGCAGUGGUCACACGUUGCACCUAGCGACGACGGCAAAACGUCAGUGAGAGACCGAUUCAACGCCAGGCAGUUCAUGUCGUGGUUACAAGAUGUCGACGACAAGUUUGAUAAACUGAAGACGUGUCUUCUGAUGAGGCAGCAGCACGAGGCGGCGGCCCUGAACGCCGUGCAGCGUCUGGAGUGGCAACUCAAACUGCAGGAGCUGGACCCGGCCACCUACAAGUCCACCAGUAUCUUCGAGAUCCCCGAGUUCUACAUCCCGCUCGUGGAGGUCAACGACGACUUUGACCUCACCCCGAUAUGAGCUGUAGGACAGACGUGCUUUGCCACAGCGGCGGCCCAGCGCUACGGACACGAGAGGCGAGCAGCUCCUUCUCCCCCCCCGCGCACAUUCGAGGAAAAAAGGAGAUGGAAAAAUAUGAAGCACUUAGAAUGUGGCGGGAACACGAGAGAUGAUUUUUACUCCUGAGCUCUUACUGUCUGAACCGGCGCCGACCACGAGGACGGGGAACCCGGGGGAGACUGACGGUUCGUCGUACGAGGGGGCAAAAAAAAAAAAAAAAGAAGGGGGUCCAGGUCCACAGAUGAAGCCCAGAGAGCAGAGACCAAAAGCUGGGUUGAAGGGAGCUCCUCCUCAAGCAGGGUCACACAACUGAAAGAGUUCAAUUGUUUUCAAAAGUGAGUUGUUCAUACAUUGUGUACAGACUGUGCUCUUAAUUUUUUAACUUAUUUUAUACAUAAAAACAAAAAACAAUUGUGCAUUUGUAAAUAGUCAUGUAAUUAUUGUUUUAAACUUGUAAAAACAAAAAAUAAUAGAUAUUUUGAUUGUAAAACUCUUGUUCUGUCUCAUGUUUUAAUGGACCAAAGUUGGUUUUUAUAUCGAGUGUCCUCUUCGUCCGUGAUGUUCUUGUUGUCGUUGGCUUAAAACUCUUUAAGCAUGUGUUGGCUUUUGUUGUUUGUUUGUUUUAUUUUUGUUCCCGUUUCUUCCUUCCUCAUCUGGAACUCCACGCCACAGCUCGUGUUUUUUGACUUUUUGGCAAUUAAAUGCUGUGCAUGCGUUGCGUUGUUUGUACUUUUUUCCUAAAAAGCUGUAAUGUGGACUUAAUUGUGAGGUUUACUGAAGUGUUCCAGCUUCUUUCUUUUGUUUUGUUUUUGUUUUUCUGUUGGGUUUUUUUUUGGUUUUUUUGCGCCGUUGUGUUAUGUCCUUUCUUGCGGCCUCACUCCUCAUGUGUUGUCCAUUGUGUCUCGCGCACAUUAAAGUCUGUUGUGGCUUCCAAGGAAAGAAAGGAAAAAACAAAAAAACAAAACAACAACUUACUUUUACAGUUUCAAUGUGAGAUCACAACAAAACCUAUUUUUUCAACAUAAUGCCUUUUUGAACGAUAGUUCUAAAAAAUGUCUAUUUUAAUAUUUACUUGUUACAUGACUUGUACAUAUUUGUAAUAUAUAAUUGAAUAAAUUUUAUUUGUUGUGAAAUUAAAA
Messenger RNA from Dicentrarchus labrax (European seabass), 7986 nucleotides. RefSeq names its product ankyrin repeat domain 12 (gene ankrd12). Gene Ontology annotation, molecular function: protein binding. Bases 905 to 6808 code for a protein of 1967 amino acids. The transcript has 14 exons. Lineage: Eukaryota; Metazoa; Chordata; Actinopteri; Moronidae. Gene Ontology annotation, cellular component: nucleoplasm. The record is from RefSeq and is a predicted model, not a curated record.